UGUUUUGCGUUGUUUCGUUUUUUUUUCCCCAAGGGAAUUAUUGAAAGGGAAGUUUCAUACCUAUCGUUUUAUAUUUUAAUAAAACGCAUUUCUACGAAUAAAAUUGUAACAUGGUGGGAGUCACGUGGUGCAAUAGGACGCGUUUUGUCCUUAUUCGGAAUUCGUGUCUAUACUUUGCUUGCGCUGAAUCCCAAUUCGGCUGUGCACGGUGGUGACGUCAUGCUGUUAUAUUCUAAAUACUGUACAGGAUGUAACGAAUGAAGUUUCAGACCUGGUCAUUCGUCAGAUGGAGUGUGAUAAGCAGGAAAUCAUGUCUGUAGUAUCGUCUCCUCUUCCACCUCCUCCUCCACCUCUUCCUGCCCCGGGUUUGGCUCCUUCACUGCCCAGCAAGAGGAAGCUGUAUCAGGCCAUAGCAGAGGGACGAACUGCUGUUGAAGGAGACUUUGAGGAAGUGUGUAUGCUCCUCAAACAAAGAGAGAGCAGUUUCAGGAAAGACCUGCAGUGGGUGCUGUUUAACAAGUAUGUGCCUUCACUGAUCCAAGAUGGACCUAAAUGUGGACUAGUGGCCUUAUGGAUGGCAGCCCAUCUGGUGAACCCUGCCCUGCCCAUAUCCAUGGAAAACAUCAUGCAGGUGGCAGUGAAUAAAGGCUAUACUGCUCAGGGAGAGAUGUUUUCAGCUAGUGACAUGGCCUUGCUUGCACAGGAAGUGUGUGGUGUCGGAGUCCAGAGGCUGUCUGGAGGCAUCACUGGAGACAAUGCUGCACUAAUCCUAAAACAUCUCACUAAUGGACAGCCAGUCUUAGUACCAUAUGACGAGGACUUUAACCAUGAGCCGUGUCUACGCAGUGGCCACAAAGCUCACUGGGCAGUAGCUUCAGGUGUGUUGCUUGGCCUGGCAGAGGGGAACUUCACCAGCGAACAGCUCCACACUGACAGAAGUCUACCGUGGCUAAAGCUUUCCCGGGUUAACGCACCAGCCGACUGGCUCAGGAAUCCAGUUGAGGUGUACAUCUUUGCCAAGCAGGGGAAAAGUCUGCGGUACCAGCUGUGGAAGUUGGAAACAGUGGCACAGAGCAAUGCCCAGCUUAGAGAAAUGGAUCCACAGAGGGCUGGUGACGGAUCUUACUACGUAUUGCCCCCUGGUGGGGUGGAAAAGGGUCUCGCGGGCCAGGUGGUGCUAAUACAUACCUCAAAGACAAACUGAUAUCAAGAACAUGUUCAACAGGAAUACAGCACUUGUGUGUUUUAUUGUAAAUGGGUGAUGUGCCUGUAUUUGGCCUUUUAUCCACUAGGUGGCCUUAUUUCUUUGACAUGUUUUAUGUUGGUGCUUUUAGCAUGCUCGGGAUUCUCCUAGGAAGUUCACAAGGAAAUUUAUGUA
Messenger RNA from Clarias gariepinus (North African catfish), 1378 nucleotides. RefSeq names its product actin maturation protease (gene actmap). The record is from RefSeq and is a predicted model, not a curated record. NCBI's taxonomy places the organism in Eukaryota, Metazoa, Chordata, Actinopteri, Siluriformes, Clariidae. The transcript has 7 exons. Bases 287 to 1204 code for a protein of 305 amino acids.